Molecule: messenger RNA, 381 nt
Organism: Symbiodinium sp. CCMP2592
Lineage: Eukaryota; Dinophyceae; Suessiales; Symbiodiniaceae
Source: the annotation of a GenBank genome assembly
AUGGUGGGCUGUCCGGAGGACUCUGGUGCUUCGCCUUCAGUGACGCACAGCGUCGUCCACACUUAUGAGAACGGCGAUGAUUUCCCCGGCGGAUCAGUGGAUGGCCUCGUGGGCGGCAUCGCGGAUGGCGACUUAGCCAGUGGCCCCGUCGACGACGAUUUUGCCAGUGAGACAGAGGAGGGUGACUCUGUGGAUGGUGACAUCGUGGAAGAGUCCGGCGUCCCAACUGAAUCCUCAGUGGACACACCCGAGGUCGAAUCAGAGGAAUCCGGCUCCGUGUCAGAGGGUCUCGGAAGCGACAGCUCUUCGGGGCAUCCGUUUCUAGCCACUCCCCUCAGCGAUGAAGUGACGGAGGACGUCACAGACGAGGCGAAGAAGUAA